AUGGACACGAACGCGAAGAAGCAGGCCAGCUUUGAAACUUCAUUCGAAGCCAAGCAACCAUUUCCGCCAUUGCUAGAUGAUCCUGCCUCUCCAGAAGAGGGACCGGAGAGCUAUGCGGAGGAUGAGAGCGUCACCUCGCCUGGCUAUGAAGAGGUCGAGGUCGAAGAUGAUGCCGACUUCCAAUCGCACUACUCGUUAGAACCGCAAUCCUUGUCCGACUCCGAGUCAGAUGAUUCAGACGAUGAGAUUGGGAGACAUCAUCCCUUCCGCCAGUCCACCAGCUCGCUUCAUGGACCCAAUGCCUUUGCGCCUCCUUUUUACAAUCGACCACCCACGCCGCUCCCCCCCUCGCCCUCAUUGACAUCGCUACUUCGUCCACCAUUCUCUACAACUACCUCGCGCCCAACUACACCAGAUAGCUCGGACGUCGAAACACCUAACGAUACUGAGGCUGCCGUAGCCAAGUCAGCCCGUCGCGCAACCACUGUCCCACGCGCCAGUCCCAAAGUGCCAACCUACGAAUACUAUGGGUUCGUACUGUAUUUGGCGUCCUCGCUAGCUUUCUUGAUUUAUCUCCUCUGGUCAUACCUGCCCUCGCCAUUCCUACACCAACUCGGUAUCUACUAUUACCCCAACCGAUGGUGGUCCCUCGCAAUUCCAUCCUGGAUUGUGAUGUCCAUGGUUUAUAUCUACAUCGCCCUCGCCUCCUACAAUACCGGUUACCUUACCCUCCCCAUGAAUAGCAUUGAGAGCAUUGUGGACGAGGUUGCAAACGUGGCAGUCAUCGAUGGGAAGGCGAGACGGCGACCAGGAGGAGCCACCAAGAUGAAACCUGGCGCAACAUCGUAUCAAAUCAUGGGGCCGCAGAACCGCAAGGUCAAUUGGCGAGAAAUUUGGAGUGAGGGCACCGAUGCCGUCAUGGAUAUCCCAGUUGGCGGUGUAUGCGAGGUUCUAUAUGGGCAAGAGCGCGAUGAGGAUGGAGCACUCGUGAGCUCUUUAUCUGCAGACUCGUAG
This is a messenger RNA of Penicillium macrosclerotiorum, 1014 nucleotides long. RefSeq lists its product as uncharacterized. NCBI's taxonomy places the organism in Eukaryota, Fungi, Ascomycota, Eurotiomycetes, Eurotiales, Aspergillaceae. Bases 1 to 1014 code for a protein of 337 amino acids. The transcript is spliced from 2 exons. The record is from RefSeq and is a predicted model, not a curated record.